Molecule: messenger RNA, 618 nt
Organism: Adineta ricciae
Lineage: Eukaryota; Metazoa; Rotifera; Eurotatoria; Adinetida; Adinetidae
Source: the annotation of a GenBank genome assembly
AUGGCCGAACAUAUAGAUGGUUCUCGCUUGGAUACCGAUCUUCGCUAUCGAUUCGACUAUUUAUCCAAGUUUCUCAACUUCACUUCCGAUGACAUCAUUGCGUUAAACACCCUCGCUCGUGUCGCCACACCAUUGAUCAACUCCGUGGCUGAAAUCAUCUAUCAGAAACUAUUAGAAUAUGACAUCACGAAAAACUACUUUCUUCGCACUACUCAUGACUUCAAAGGCACAAUGACGACCGAUGGAAAUCAACUCACACUUCAGUCCGAACAGAUCUUGUUUCGAAUUCAUAGCAUUCGCAAAUAUCUCUGUCGAAUCUUACGACAAUCGACAUGGAAUGAUGCAUUUCUCGAAUACAUCUCGAACGUCGGCAAAAUUCACACAAACUUAGCUGGAACACAUUCGAUCGAUGUCGAUUACAUACACGUGAACGCUUUGUUCGGAUAUUUGGAACAUGUGUUGAUCGAUGGCGUGAUUCAUCAUGAUGAAAUCGACGAAAGACGGAAGAACGAAAUCAUCAUAGCUUUGAACAAGUUAUUCUGGAUUCAAAAUGACUUCUUCUCUAUGCAUUAUCUCAACGGAUCAAAGAAAGGAAAUAACGACAAGAAGGCAAAGUGA